Messenger RNA from Rotaria sp. Silwood1, 627 nucleotides. The record is from the annotation of a GenBank genome assembly. Lineage: Eukaryota; Metazoa; Rotifera; Eurotatoria; Philodinida; Philodinidae.
AUGGUAUCAAGAUAUCGAGAUAUAAUUGAAAAAAAUCAAACAAAUUUUUCUAGACAACCAUCAAUUAUAAGUACAACACCUAGUAUUCGACAUGGUUCGACUAGUGAGAUAAAUGUAGAUACAGUUAGUAUAAAUGAUUCAACAUCGAUUACAAAUAAUCAAAAGAAUAAUGAUGAAUCAAUAGUUAUUGAUGAUAAUAAUGAAGUUAAUAAAAUAAAUUUACAAUCGACUAAUAAAAAUUCAAUCGAUAUAAAUAAUACAAGUGCUACAGCUACUCAAUACGGUAUAUAUGAUGUAGAGAAUGAUUCAACAACAAUAAAUAAAAAUGAAUUAACUGAAUCAAAACUUCCCGAUUAUCCAAAAGCAAAUUUUAAUUCAAAUGAAUCAUCAAUGAAUAUGACAGAAAAAUUAGAACGAGCAUUAUCGAAUAUAGCACCAUUUUUACGUGAUAUAUUUAUAGAAUUUUCAUAUAUACUUACAAAAACAUUAGUUGGUUCAUAUGGGCAAGAAUUAUUACUUAAUGGUUUACAUGCACUUAAACAAACAGCAUCUAUUGUUGAACUUGUUAUGUUAUUAUGUUCACAAGAAUGGCAAAAUUCUCUUCACAUAAUAAAUAUUCAAAUCUAA